Molecule: messenger RNA, 953 nt
Organism: Nymphaea colorata (pocket water lily)
Lineage: Eukaryota; Viridiplantae; Streptophyta; Magnoliopsida; Nymphaeales; Nymphaeaceae
Product: protein COFACTOR ASSEMBLY OF COMPLEX C SUBUNIT B CCB2, chloroplastic
Exons: 6
Coding region: 12-917 (301 amino acids)
Biological process (GO): cytochrome b6f complex assembly
Source: RefSeq, a predicted model, not a curated record
AAUCCGCGCCCAUGGCCGCCCUCUUAUCUUGGGCUUCGUUGCGACUACCUUCCCGCCAAAUUGCGCCGCCACCACCCUUUUGUUUGGCUCGUAAAACCUUCACCUCCGUCUUCUCAUCCCCAGCUGGGCGGCGAACAAGCCGUAGAAUCGUCAGAACACACGUUGGUGGUUCGGAUAGUAAUGGCGCCGAUGAAAGGAAGCAAGUGGACCUCUCCGUCCUCCGUUUCACCCUUGGAAUCCCGGGGUUCGAUGAGUCUUAUUUGCCCAGAUGGAUUGGCUUCGCUGCUGCUUUUCUCCUUUUGCUCAAUCAUUUCCUGAGCCCCAAUCUGGUCUCUCCUUCACAACUUAGGUCGGAAGCGUUGGGACUCCUCUUGGCUUCUUUCUCGGUCAGCCUCCCUUAUCUUGGGAAGUUUCUCACGGGUGCACAUGCUCUGAAUCGGUCAACCUUGCCAGAAGAGAACAGGCAAAUUUUUGCCAUGUCUGAAAACCUAUCAGAAACUCAGAAAGAAAAUUUCGCUUGGGGUUCAUACAUUCUUCUUCGGAAUACCAACUCUAUGUCUGUGCUCAUAUUUGUGCAGGACUUGCUAUGUGUGCGAGGAUAUUGGAAUGUGCCAGCUGAUUUUUCAAAAGAACGUCUGUUACAGUGGUUCAAGAUAAAAAUUGAAGAUAUUGGGCUCUUGGAGUUAAAGGACACACUUUAUUUUCCUCAGUCAAUAGAUUCCGAAGCUUGGGGUGCAUUAUUGCCCAAAGGGACUUCGUCCUUUAUGGUACAACCAAUGCUGGCUUCCUCAGAGCUCACCGAUGACAAAGUUGGCGGAAUCCAAGGUUUUAUACUGUUGUCAUCUUGUAUCGAUUAUGCUUUUGGAGAAAAAGACAGAGCAUGGAUAAGAGCGAUUUCUAAUAAAUUCAAGUACUAAAAACCUGGCUGCAUUCGCCACAUUGUUGAACCAUUA